Metschnikowia bicuspidata var. bicuspidata NRRL YB-4993 is the source of this 588-nucleotide messenger RNA. It is a transcript of the gene YPT53, whose product is annotated as Rab family GTPase. Gene Ontology annotation, molecular function: GTPase activity; GTP binding. The record is from RefSeq and is a predicted model, not a curated record. Bases 1 to 588 code for a protein of 195 amino acids. The transcript has a single exon. NCBI's taxonomy places the organism in Eukaryota, Fungi, Ascomycota, Pichiomycetes, Serinales, Metschnikowiaceae.
AUGCCUGCGCUUAAGCUCGUGCUUCUUGGCGAUCUGUCGGUUGGAAAAAGCUCGCUAGUAAACAGGUUUGCCGUGGACUCGUUUGACCCUCAUCUGCCCAACACGAUUGGCGCUGCAUUCAUCUCCAAAGAGCAUGUAUCGAAAGAUCGCAGCGUGAAAUUCGAGGUCUGGGAUACGGCCGGCCAGGAGCGGUACAAAUCGCUCACGCCCAUGUAUUAUCGAAAUGCCAAAGUGGCGUUGGUCUGUUUCGACUUAUCGAACACGGACCUGUCUUUCCACCGGGCCCGUUAUUGGUGUGACCAGCUUGCGGUUCUGGGACCCCCAGAUAUAGACAUAGUCAUUGUAGGCACGAAACUGGACUUGGCAGAAACAGCCGUGGAUGUCCUGGUACCAGAAUUCUGCUCUGACCGGGGCCUCCGAUACGUGGCUACUAGUGCUAAACUGGGACAGGGUGUGCUGGAGCUUUUCGACUCGAUCGUCGAUGGAUUAGACGAGGAGAUGUUUCGCCAGCUAGAGCUGGAACCCACUGAGCCAGAACAAGAAAACGUGCUAUUGUUUGCCCGUGCCCGCAACUCGGGCUGUUGCUGA